AAGAAGAAAUCUAGAGACUAAAUUUUUCCUCAUUUGAGUAUACAGCACAUCUUUGAGAGUCAAUGUUUUUCCAGAGGUAAAAUUCAAUUCCACCUCUCCUUGGCCGGGAACCUUGAUUGUAUGACCAUCACCAAGUCUCACUUCCUUUUUAGCAUCAUAUUCAGAAAACGUUUUGAACCAAGAUUUGUCUUUACAGACAUGCCUUGCGGCACCAGAAUCAAUCCACCAUCCCUCACCGCCAUUAAGCAUGUUUAUGUCAGAUGACAUUGCCACAAAGGGCUCCUCGGUUACGUUGACCUAUGGAGUAGGCCCACGCUUCCGGAAUUUGCAAACUCUAGCAGUAUGCCCAAGCUUGCCACACACAAAACAUGUAUAGCUAUUUUGUUUUGAAGGAGGUCCUUGGUUCUUAAAAUUUUGACUUGGUCUCCCAGCAGAAUGACUCUCAUAAUUCUUUUUCACAAUUUUCUUCUUAGAUCUCAAUUGGGCAUUAUAUUUAAAAUUAUUAUUUUUGGGAAAGCUAUCAUUAGUGGCAACAAAGUUGGGAAUGAGAUUUAGUCAGGUGUACUUCAGUAUAAUUUUCUCCUCUGUGGGAAAAUUUCUAAUGGAAAUUUCAUUUUUGUAUAAAGGUCCGCCUAGACUAGACAUGCUUGGAGAGAUUCCGGUGCUGGCAAUACCAACAGAUUUCCAGUGUGCUAACUUCUUCAGGAAGAAUAAGCCUCUUCCUCUCCCAAGAGUUGGAAUCCAGCUCUCAGUCAUUGUAAAGCCAGUGAAUGGCAUCCUCUUUCGUAUCAGAGGAAAUCCAUUUGGGUUGGCAGCAUCCAAGUAUCAUCUUCCUCAGCUUGACUGCUUCCUGAUUGGUGUGCUGAAGAAAACUUUCACAGUCUCAUUCAGCAUCCACACGUUGAAGACUUUUGUGGAAAUUCCAGCCCUGUACAUCAAGCAUGAAGAAAGUGAUAAGAUCAUUUGGAUUUCUAGGCACGGAAUCAGCAUGAUUGUGGAUGGCGAGAGGAGAAAGGCAGAAGCUGCUUGCAACCAGGGAGAAGUAUUGCUGGACAAUUCCAGCGAGAUGUUGAUCAUAAGGACUAAAUGUUUCCUGUGCCUUUUCCUUUACUCAGAUCUUGGUUUUAAAUGUUCUGCUUUCCUGGGCAUGGCAUCCAGGUCAUUCUGGAUUCCUGACAUUGGUAAGAAGCUAGUAGCAGCUACACUUAGCUUAUCUUAAUAUUUUUUUGCUUUAGUAUGCUGCCAGUUUGCAAAUGCUUAUCUGCAUUUCAGUUUCUUUUCAAGUAUCUUUUUUCUUGUCAUUUCAAUCUUCUUCUUCUUUUUUCUUUUUUUUUUUUUCUCAUUGUCUUGUUUGUAAUAUGUCAACACAAUUUGCCACUAGGAUCAUAGGAAGGCAAGGCUCAUUGUUUCUCGUAAUAUUUGGUUAGAUGGGUUAAAUUGUUAUAUGCUGAUUGACAAAUAAAUUUUCAGUGCUCCA
Molecule: messenger RNA, 1477 nt
Organism: Rubroshorea leprosula
Lineage: Eukaryota; Viridiplantae; Streptophyta; Magnoliopsida; Malvales; Dipterocarpaceae
Source: the annotation of a GenBank genome assembly